Messenger RNA from Eleginops maclovinus (Patagonian blennie), 3349 nucleotides. RefSeq names its product double C2-like domains, beta (gene doc2b). Gene Ontology annotation, cellular component: synapse; membrane. The record is from RefSeq and is a predicted model, not a curated record. The transcript is spliced from 10 exons. NCBI's taxonomy places the organism in Eukaryota, Metazoa, Chordata, Actinopteri, Perciformes, Eleginopidae. Bases 1 to 1248 code for a protein of 415 amino acids. Gene Ontology annotation, biological process: regulation of calcium ion-dependent exocytosis; exocytosis; spontaneous neurotransmitter secretion.
AUGACACAACGCAAAGGCGAGAAACCCACCAUCAGCAUCCAGGAGCACAUGGCCAUUGACGUGUGCCCCGGCCCCAUCCAGCCCAUCAAGCAGAUCUCCGACUACUUCCCCCGUUACCCCCGGGGUGUCCCCCCCUCGGCGCCCCAGCUAGUGGGCAAAGCCGGGCCCCCGAGCUCCUCUGCCCUCUCCAGCUCCCCGGCCACCACCUCCACCACCUCCACAACCUCCUCCACUAGUGCCGAAAGUGAGCGCCCCAAUGAGGAUAAACCGGACCGGGCUUUUGCCGGAGCCUCCGCCUCCUUACAGGCCACCAGGAGGGACGAGGAGCCCGACGUGGAGGGCUACGACUCCGACGACUCCACUACGUUGGGGACAUUGGACUUCAGUUUGCAGUAUGACCAGGAGAACAAUGCACUGCACUGCACCAUUAACAAAGCCAAGCUUCCCGUCCCCAGAUACAAGAAGGGGCUCAAGCCAAUGGACCAUAAUGGGCUUUCCGACCCUUACGUCAAGUUGCACCUACUGCCCGGAGCCAGCAAGGCCAAUAAACUCCGAACCAAGACCCUGCACAACACACUCAACCCCGUCUGGAGCGAGACCUUGACCUACUACGGCAUCACCGAUGAGGAUAUGGUCCGGAAAACACUCAGGAUUUCCGUGUGUGAUGAGGACAAAUUCAGACACAACGAGUUCAUCGGGGAAACGCGAAUCCCCCUGAAGAAGUUGAAGCCCAACCAAAUCAAAAACUUUAACAACUGCCUGGAGAAACAGCUGCCGGUCAACAAGACGGAAGACAAGUCCCUGGAGGAGCGAGGACGCAUCAUGAUCUCUCUGAAGUACAACACCCAGAAGUCGUGUCUGGUGGUGGGGAUCAUCCGCUGCGCUCACCUCGCCGCCAUGGACGCCAACGGCUUCUCCGACCCCUACGUCAAAACGUACCUGAAGCCUGACGAGAACAAAAAGUCAAAGCACAAGACGGCUGUGAAGAAGAAGACGCUCAAUCCAGAGUUCAACGAGGAGUUCUGUUACGACAUUAAAUAUGCAGACCUCACCAAGAAGACGUUGGAGGUGACGGUGUGGGACUACGACAUCGGGAAGUCCAACGAUUUCAUAGGUGGGGUAUCUCUGGGUAUCAAUGCAAACGGAGAGAGGCUCAAACACUGGUUUGACUGCCUUAAAAACAAGGACAAGAAAAUUGAGCGCUGGCACACGCUGACCAAUGAAUUACCCGGUUCAUUAAAUGACUGAAGACCCAAAACCUGUCAUCCCAUAUGUCGUCCUACCCUACUCUCCUCUUGCUGCACCACAUAGGACUCCUGCCGUCAUUUACCCCCUCCUCCUCGCAUCUCUUCUUCUCUGGAUUUCCGUCCGUGUCGGCCGCAGUGACGUGCGACACGUCUUUGGGAAUUGAUUUCCUCUCAACAGGGCUCAGUUAAAAGUAUAUCCUUACGUUUGUGUUUACAUGUACAGAGGGGGUUGCACGGAUGCUUUUUUAAUUUAUUUUCUCAAGAUCAAUCAACAAAAUGAAACGUGGGGAUUGUAGGGUUGGAUUGUGACACUUUCUACAGCAGCUGAAUGAUUUACCAAUAAUUCCUUGGAAAACAAAGGCACAAACAGAGGUUCACCGUGAGGGUAAAAGAGUUGGAGGGUCUACCAAAGGAUGAGGCAACAUGUUAGAGUAUGCAGGAAUAGAAGAUGUUGCACUUUAAUAAGAUUAUAAAACUGUUGGGGAGCUGCAGAGCCAAUACACUCAGUUUGUUUUAGAAAAUCUGGAGCAUUUAGACUUUAAUUCGACUCCUUUGGCCCGGUGAGAAUAAUGUCCUAACCCACUUAAAAUACUGAACAAGCAAGGAGCUCAGUAUACUUCAAACUAACUCAAUCAAACAGAGAACGUUCAGUAAAUCUCCACACAUGACACGUUCAAAUCUGCUUAAAAUGAUGAGUUUGAGUGCAAAGAAAGCAGUCAUGACUUCAGAGAGUAAGGGUGUUUGGACUUUGACAUGCUGCUAUUUGCUUUUCAUUUCCUAUGAACGCUAUUUAACCGUGUCUAUUCCCUAGCUUGUGUGCCUAAACCAACCUGUCCCCAUUUCCAAACCCCAGGGUUAGAACCAUCAUGCCCUCAAUUCCUCCCCAUGGACUUCCCAAUCCCUCUCCAAAUAAUCUGUGUAGAUUUGUUGAGUCGUCCAAAUGGGAAAAUGGCAGACACGUUUAAGCGGUCCUUCCAUGAAUGCAUUUGUGGUGAUAUUUAUGUAGGAAAAAGUGAUAAUUUUGAAAAAAUAAUCUGACAUUUUUAAAAGCCGAAAUUUGGAAAAUAAAACAAAAAGGAAAAAAAGUUUGAUUUUUUAAAUAUGAUGAUUAGGGCCACAUGAAGAAGGAGCUAGAAUAAUGAGGAAAUAGCGGGAAAAAAGUCAAAUCUUACUUGAGAUAAAGAUGUAUACAAGCACAUUUAAAACCCCUGACGAUGCACGGUGAUUUAUGACAAUAGGAAGAAUGUGACAACAAAAGUAAGCAUUAGAAAAGAUCCCCAUGCAUGCUUUGGACUAUAUUGACGUUUUGCAAAAGGAAAAUCUCUCUUUGGUCACACUAUCCAUACCAUCCGGGUCUCAUACUGUUCCACCAUGAGAAACUGGUUUGAAGUAUACUGAGGUCUUCACCAUUCAAGUAAGCUGCAGAGCAGAGACUACAAAGACAGACCAAAAACAAUCCCUAAAUACGAUUCUCAACGGAUAUAAGGAGACAGAUAUAGGCCGUCAUGGUAGAUUGUAUUGACCAGAGUGAUACAAAAACUCAACUUACAGUAAGUAUUCAUGACGUUAGAAACCCUAAAUGCCUCUGCAUAAACUAAUCAAUAUGAGACAAGGCUGGGUAUCAUACAGUAGCACCGCUCACAGAUCCUCAGUGCAACCCCUGGUCUAUAGAGCUGCCCAGCUUUGUGGUGGUCCGGAUGUCAAGGCUCAAAAAGUGGUUUCCCUAGUACUAACAUUAGCAUUAGCACUAGCAUUAGCUAGCACUAGCAUUAGCAUUAGCAUUAGCAUUAUCACUAACUAUUAUUGCUGGGGUUUACACACAUCUACAUGUUAUAGUCACAUACAUUAACAAUCGAGGGUGGGAGCAAGACUAAAGUUAUCCUCCUUUCAACUAUAAACAAGCCAAACACCAAAUAAACAAUCAACCAAAUCCCAGAGAAAUAAAAACACACUUCUAACAGAAUUAAAUAGAGAGUAAUUCAUGACACACAAAAGUCCUCAUCUGAAAACCCCUUAACGGUUAAGUGAAGUCUCUUAAUGCCUGGUGAAACACACUUGUUGAACCACAACAACACAGCAUGAUUGGGCAGCUCUACAGCAUU